Messenger RNA from Strongylus vulgaris, 278 nucleotides. NCBI's taxonomy places the organism in Eukaryota, Metazoa, Nematoda, Chromadorea, Rhabditida, Strongylidae. The record is from the annotation of a GenBank genome assembly.
AUGGCAUUUUUGCUUCAUACAAGCUUGCCAUCAAACUCUUGGUCAGCAGAGCAGAAGUAUGACUUUUCUAAGGGUUAUGCAAUAACUCAUGCUCUCUUUGCAGGAAGAUGCGGCAAAAAUGAAAUAUUUACUACAUGUGGAAGUGCCUGCGAGCCAACAUGCAACAAACCAUUGCCUACUAUCUGUACUAUGCAAUGUGUUGUGGGUUGCCAAUGCAAACCCGGCUUUAAGCGUGGACGAAAUGGUUGCCAGAGGCCAGGACCUGGCUGCUUGUAGUU